Molecule: messenger RNA, 1830 nt
Organism: Arctia plantaginis
Lineage: Eukaryota; Metazoa; Arthropoda; Insecta; Lepidoptera; Erebidae
Source: the annotation of a GenBank genome assembly
AUGAGUUCGUCUAGCAGAGAUAACGAGGAGCCGUCGUCAAGCACGGCUCUCGCAGACGAAGGCCCGGGCGAUAGCAACAGUAGUGCACCUGAAACCCGGCCACCCGCCAAACGCAGGUUCUCAUCUACCGUGAUCGAGAUCUCGGAUACGGAUAGCGAUGAUUCUGAUGUAUGCGCUGUUAACUCAUACCAGGCCUCUGCCGAUGAAGUCAAGCGGAUCCGUGGAGCUGACUAUUCUUCUUCUUCCUCUACAUCAGAGUAUAGCUCAGACUCUGAAGAAUCAUGGGAGGACAACUCCAUUGUGUUGGGAGACUUUGUGACAGAUUUGAAGGCUGUCAAGGCCCAGCUCAACCCCAGAGCUAACAGAAUGGAUGACCCACAGUUUAAUCCUAAAAUUAAGUCACAACAGUUAAUAGAUAGGCUAUCUCUGCAUUGGAAGGAGCAAAAAGACUUUAGCAAUGAGGCGGUUACAUUAACUUGUGAGCCGUUCCGCUUAUGUCUCCUUCAUGACUUUCUCUCCAACCCUGAGAUGAUCAAUAACAUAGUUGAUGACAUGAACACACUAGAUUGGUCAAGGAAAAAGAUGGACCUGUAUGAGUUUCACCAGACCGCUGACCUGGCCAGCUUGACAUGGCAAAGAAGUAUUAGAGGAAUAUAUGAGUUGCUCAAGACUGAGGUUAUGAGUUGGGUAUCACACGUGACAGGCUUGACUCUUCAGUCAGUAUCAGCAUCAUGUUCACUGUAUGGUCCUGGAGACCACUUACUAGUCCAUGAUGAUUUGCUGUCGGACAGACGGGUCGCUUUUAUCUUCUACUUGGCGCCCUGGCGACCGGACCCUCCUAAGCAUAAGAACAACAUUGAGAAUGGUGCGGGUGGGGAUCACACUGAGUGUGUGGAGGAUUGGGGCGGCUGGGCCCGGCACAUGGGCGGCGCGCUGCAGCAGCUGGCCUGCGACGAGCACGGCCACCCAACGCAUGUGGUGCGAGACGUCUACCCUAGGAACAACAUGUUUGCGUUUUUCAAAGUCGGCCAUGAAUCUUUUCAUCAGGUGGAGGAAGUGUUGUCCUUGGAACUACCGCGGUUGACGAUCAACGGCUGGUUCCACGGGCCGGCGCCGGAGGGCGAGGACGAGAGGGAACCGCCCGACGCGCCGGACCCGCCUCAGCAGCUCAAGCCUCACAACGAUAUCGUGGUGCUGUCGCAGUGGCUGGAGCCCACGUACAUGUCGCCGCGCAGCCGCAUGCAGAUUCAGACGCAGAUGGAGCGCGAGAGCGAGGUGUGCCUGCGGGACCUGCUGUCGCAGGACAAGCUCGCCGAGGUGAUGGCCGCGCUCGACGACCCAGAGCUGCCGUGGGAGCGCGUGGGCCCGCCCAACCGGCGCUGGUACGAGCGCGUGCCCGCGGCGUGGGCCGAGGAGCUGGCGGCGCACCACCCGCUGCGAGCGCUGCUGCGCCUGUUCGGCAGCGCCGCCCUGCUGCGCGCGCUGGCCGAGUGCUCGGACCUGGCGCUGGCCACGCACGCGGGGCUGGAGCUGCAGCGCUGGGCGCCGGGCGCCUACUCGCUGCUGGCGCCGCGCGAGCAGCGCUCCUCGGCGCGGCUGGACGUGCACCUGCACCUGGGCGGCGCGCGCUGCGCGGGGGGCGCGCUCACGUACGUGGCGCCCGACGAGCCCGGCGCCGCCAGCGCGCUGCUGCAGCUGCCGCCCGCGCACAACGCGCUGAGCCUGGUCUACUGCGACCCUGGCGCCGCGCCCUUCACCAAGUACGUGAGCCGCCUGCCGCGCGGCGCCGCCACGCUCUUCUACGUGCUGGCCUGCCAGUACAGCGAGUGA